CGUCAUCACCAUCAUCACAGAGGGGAAGGGAGGAGGGGCGUAGGAGCUAUUCGCGAGCGACCCUGAAGAUCCGUGGAGCAAAUCCGAGCGCCCGCGUCUGGCAAAGGACGCGCGCCUGUGACCGCCGCCGCCGCCGCUGCCACCACUCAUCACAAACCUCCUCGAACGCCCCGGAGUACUGCGCAUUGUUACAGUCGAGCGCGACUCAACCGAUUUCCCGAAGAGAGGCUCUGACUUUUGUUUUUUUUGUUAAUGAGUAAAUAAAUGCGGCGAUAACCAGCCGCUUGCGCAAACUGAAGUCAGAUUUCUCGUCCGUUCUUUAAUUUGCGCCGCGAGUUAUCUGCGUGUCACGCGAGCCACUGCUUCGUUCUUAGGCGUGUUUGCACUUAUCUGUGUAUAGUGUUUAUUGGGUUGAGGCGUUUGUAUUUGUUGUUUAUGAAGGUAGGUGCAUGCGACACGGACCGUGGGAAGUGCCCGCUAAAUCUAAUGCGGCUCUGACCCGGCUACCUGCUUGCAAUCUUACAUGACGUGAGUGAGACUGCGCGCUACGAUUAUGAUGAUGAUGAUGAUGAAGGUGAUACCUCGUCUCGGAGGUGUGGCGUUGUCAUCUUCUACGCUGUCUCUUCUCGCUAUCACGAUGGUGACUUUACUUGCGCUUGGAGCAACACAGCCGAACACACAGCCCCGGAGGUCCCAACAGCAUCAUCAUCAACACCAGCAACUGCAACAACAGCAACAGCAGCAACAGCAACUGCAGCAGCAGCGGACUCCUGUUCGGACCCCUCUUGUGGCGCAAAGACUUGGCCACCAAUCAGCAGCAUCAGCAGCAGGGGCAUCUGCGGUGAUGGUGGCACCCGUGCAAACGAGACUACGCGGUCAAGGGACUCGCUUUGGGCAUCAGGGAGACGCUCACGGCGCCGCCACCACCACCACCACGAGUUCGGCUGGAGGCGUCGACGGCUAUCAAGCCGGGAGGACGAGGACGCGAGCUGUCGAAGGUGGCGCUGCCGGUGGCCACGGGAAAGGAGCGGGAGGAGGAGGAGGAGGGGUGGUGGCCACCGGGCUCGGUGCGAACCCGCGAUCAGGCGUGCCCGGCCCCGCCCGUACCCAGGCCAACUCAGCCACAGUGCUCACAGGACUCAAUGUCUGCGGUGGUCAAUGCUGCCCGGGUUGGAAGCUGAGUCCCGGACUUCAAAAAUGCACCAAACCCAUCUGCACCCCUGCCUGCCAGAACGAGGGCAUGUGCCUGCGACCACAGCUAUGCCUCUGCAAGCCGGGCUUCGCCGGACAGGCGUGCGAGGUGGUGAGGGCUCCCGCGCAGUUGCAGCCGCACGGCGCCGUCAAGAAGCCGGCAGCCUCCCUGCUGCAGCCCGGCGAUGGCCAGCAGCAGCAGCAGCAGCAGAGGCAGCAGCCGGAGCCAAACGGUGAUGGUGGUGGCGUCCCAAGCGGCGUGGCUUCACUGAACCGGAACCCAAACCGCAGCCACGCAACGGCCGGGAGGCCACCCCAAGGGCAGGCAGCUCAAGGUGGAGCACCUUCUCACCUGGGUCCCCAGCAGAGGCUGGUGAGGCAGAGGAUCAUCGGGCGGCAGGCGCUGAACCGCUUAUUGAGUGGCCGGGGCGGCGGACGCCUGAACCAUGGGGACCCCCAGGGUCUGCAGUACGUGCCCAGGCCCGGUGACGAGAACGGAAAUUACUCGGUCCCAGUCCCCAAGCGCAUCAAGGUCGUGUUCACGCCGACGAUCUGCAAGCUGGACUGCGCCGGCUCCGUGUGCAAGACCUCCUGCUCCAAGGGCAACGUCACCACCAUCAUCGCCGAGGACGGCCAGACUAUCUUCCCGCAGCACGGGUCCGGCUUCCGCAUCGUGAUCUGCGGAAUCCCGUGCCACAACGGCGGGCGGUGCGCUGCCAGGGAGAAGUGCUGGUGCCCGCCCAACUUCACGGGAAAGUUUUGCCAAAUCCCGGCGCUCACCAACGAGGUGAACGGGCAGGCCGCCACAGGGAGCGAGGCCCAGGCGGCCUCUGGUGGCCGUCGCCCCAGUCAGCCCAGUCACUCCGUCUACAUGUUCCCGCUGUCGACCAUCGGCAACUCGACGCAGGUGUCCGCGCCGGGGUCCCUGCCCAGCUACCCGGACCUGGUGAACGUCCACGUGAAGCACCCGCCCGAGGCCACGGUGCAGAUCCACCAAGUGGCCCGCCUCAUGGACGGCCUCAACAUCUCGCACCACCAGGCCCACCGGCCGCCACACCCCCUGCCGAGCCCUCGCAUCCGCCCACUCGCCUCGCUCGCGUCGCUGGGUGGGAAUCAGCAGCGAGACAAGGAGAGGGACCAGGCCAUUGCGGGUGGAGCUGAUCCUUCCCAGCCCAGGAUACUAGCCCGUGCGCCCAUGCUGGGACGAUGCUACGUGGACAUCAAAGACAACAAGUGUGUAAAGCCUCUGCCAGGCCUCACGAGGCAGGAGGUGUGCUGUGGGAGCGUCGGGGCUGCUUGGGGCCUUGACCGGUGCAACCGAUGUCCGGAGAAGCUGGGGCAGCCCAUCAUGGUGAACGGCGAGCUGGUGGAGUGCCCCCACGGCUUCCGCAGGGAAAACUCGACGCACUGCAAAGAUAUUAACGAGUGUCAGCUGCGCGGAGUCUGCCCCAACUCCACGUGCCUCAACAGCCCGGGCAGCUACACCUGCAGUUGCUUCAUCGGCUACGUCUUCGACUCCACGAGCCACCAGUGCAUCUCCGACAAGCUACUCUCGGGCAAAACGGGGCUGUGCUACCGCGCCACCGACGGCCGCUCCUGCUCGCUGCCCAUCGCCAUCCCCCUCACCAAGCACAUCUGCUGCUGCAGCGUGGGCAAGGCCUGGGGAAAGAACUGCGAGCCUUGCCCCCCGGAGGGACACACCGCGUUCCGGGAGACGUGCCCGGCCGGCAUGGGCUACCACUUCCCCAUGUCCGAGGUCAAGUACAAGAUCCGCAAACUCACGGAGGACGAGGUGGCACAGCGCGGGCGCGAACCGGCCGGGCGCCCGCUGCCCACCCCGGCCGACGGGGACGACGCCGCGCUGCUCCGCGGCCUCGACGACUAUGAUAUUUUGGAAGGUCAGCAGAUUAUCGCUCAGCUCCAAGAUGGACAGCGGAGUUUCCAAGAGAUCUCGCAGAGGCUGCAGCGUCCAGCCCUGGUGGAGCCUCCUCCUGGAGCGGCCACGGGGAGAGAGACACACGGAGGUGGCGGCGGCGGCAGCGUGAGACAGCCCGUGGCAGGGGCGGUCGGGGCCAUCUCGUCCGACAGGGAGCCCCCCAAGAGAAUCCAGAUAGGUACCUCGCGUGAAUCUCCUGGCAGCGUGGUGAGACAGCCAGGAGGAGGAGCUGGUGCCAUCCCGCCCGACAGAGACUCGCCAAAGAGAAUCCAAACGGUGACGAACAUCUGCCUCCAAAAUCCAAACAUCUGUGGCCGGGGCCAGUGCGUGAGUUUGGCAGUGGGGUACAGCUGCUCGUGCGAGCCGGGAUUCCAAGCAAACGGCCAAAAAACGCGAUGUAUCGAUGUAGACGAAUGUCAGAAGAACGCGGGCCUCUGUGCAAACGGGCAAUGCGAAAACACGCCCGGAAGCUUCCGCUGCGUCUGUUCCACGGGCUACGCUGCCAGCCCCAGCAGCACCCAGUGUGUCGACGUGAACGAGUGCAAGGACCCAAGCGCGUGCCGGACGGGUCGCUGCAUCAACACGCCGGGGUCUUUCCACUGCCAGCCGUGCCAGCCCGGUUACCGUGCCGGCCGGCGCGGCCAGUGCGAGGACGUGGACGAGUGCGCAAGCCCCGGCGCGUGCCCCAGCGGGGAGUGCGUCAACUCGCUGGGCUCGUUCGAGUGCCGCCCGUGCCCUGCCGGCUUCACGGGCUCCGGGGGACGCUGUGUCGACGAGAACGAGUGUUUGAGCAGCACGACGGUGUGCCAGCACGGCCGCUGCGUCAACCUCCAGGGGUCGUUCCGCUGCUCCUGCGGACGGGGGUUCACGACGGCGCCCGACGGGAAGAGCUGCCUGGAUGUGGACGAGUGCGGCGUGGGGCGACCGUGCCGUGACUCCAUGUGCCGCAACUCCCCGGGCUCCUUCACCUGCGUGCCCUGCGGCUCCGGCUACCAACUCGCACCCGACGGCAAGGCGUGCAAAGACGUGGACGAGUGCACCAACGGGAUCGUGUGUGGGGGCGGCGCCUGCCUCAACUCGGACGGCUCCUUCCGCUGCGAGUGCCGCCCGGGAUUCAGGCUGAGCGGCAGCGGCGACCAAUGCGAAGACAUCGACGAGUGCGGAGAGGGCGGUCGGUGCCAGGGCGGCGAGUGCCUGAAUGUCGCCGGCUCCUACACGUGCCGCUGCUCGGCGGGCUACGUGGCCGUCGACAGCACGCGGUGUCGCGAUGUGGACGAGUGUGCGGGCGGGCGAGCGUGCCGCGGCCACGGCGGCGACGGCACCUGCAUCAACACUCCCGGCUCGUUCCGCUGCUCCUGCCCAAGCGGCUACCGCACGGUGCCAGGCUCCGACCUGUGCGUCGACGCGGACGAGUGCGAGGAGGAUGCAGACGCCGUAUGCUGGCCGCACCAGUACUGCGUCAAUUCCCACGGAUCCUACUCCUGCCUGUGCGACCAGGGCUUCCAGAGCGCCGAGGAAGGCAAGGGAUGCGUAGACGUGAACGAGUGUGAGCUGGUGGUCGGUGUGUGUGGCGAGGCGCUGUGCGAGAACGUCGAGGGGACCUUCUUCUGCGUGUGCGACAGUGAGGGCGACGACUACGACCACACGCUGGGGCGCUGUCAGCCUCACUCGUCCACAGAAUUCAACGAGUCAUUGAACCUGCACAGCCAAGCUGCCCAGCCAGGCACUCGACCAGGCUCCCACGAGACAACGGACGUUGGACAGCUCCCGGGCACGCAGAGGCAGCAGCAGCAGCAGAGGCAGCAGCAGCAGAGGCAGCAGCAACAGCAGCAGCAGAGGCAGCAGCAGCAGCAACCUGGCGGCGCAGGUCAGCGAACACCGAUGUCGUCGAGGCCACAACCAGGUCACAGCUCGCACACGGACGGGCAGCCGGCGCACGGAUCACCGUCCCGCACUCCGGACCCGCGGCCCGGGAGUCAUGAUCGCCAGCGAGGACCUGCUGUUCACACGGCUCAACGCGUUCACACAGCACUCCCGGAGGGACAUGGCCAGGUCGGCUCUGCCAAUCCUCCUGCAGGCACGCCGGCGCGGCCCGAUUCUGCCAUCGGAGUUCCCAAUCUCCACUCCACGGGAUCGCUGCCCGGCCUCACGUGGAGACUAGGUUUUGCCGAAACGACGGAGAGGCACGGUGCGGUCGUCUUCCCAGAAGGCUCCGACCGGCGGCCGGCCGCAGUGCCCGCGAGGACGGGGAGCUCUGGCCGCGACGAGCGCAAGGAGUGCUACUACGACGUGGACGCCGAGACCGCGUGCUCCAACGUGCUCGCGUGGAACGCCACCCGCGCCGAGUGCUGCUGCACCGCGGGCGCCGGCUGGGGCGCCGACUGCGCCAUCCGGCCCUGCCCGCCCGCCGGCACCGAGGAGUUUCGGUCGCUGUGUCCAGAAGGCAGAGGAAACAUCCCGAGCCAGGACCCUGUCACCAGCAGGAGAAUCUUCCAAGACGCCGACGAGUGCACGCUGUUCGGACGCGAGAUCUGUAAGAUGGGACGCUGCACCAACUCCCGACCCGGCUACACCUGCCAGUGUCAGCCCGGCUACUUCUACAACGCCGUGAAGUUGCAGUGCCUCGACAUCGACGAGUGCCAGAGCCCCGAGAGCUGCCUGGACGGGCAGUGCUACAACAGCGAGGGCAGCUACAACUGCUUCUGCACCCCGCCGCUGGUGCUGGACGACACGGGCAAGCGCUGCGUCAACCGCAGCGGCCCCGCCGACGAGCACCUGGACAACGUCCACGUGGACAUCUGCUGGACGGAGCUGUCGCGCUCCUUCAUGUGCAGCAAGCCGGUGGGACGCCAGACGACCUACACGGAGUGCUGCUGCCUCUACGGCGAGGCCUGGGGCCCCGAGUGCGCAUUCUGCCCUCCCAAGUCCUCAGACGACUACGCGCUGCUGUGCAACAUCCGCAUGAGGACGGACGUGGACAACUUUGGCCACUCGCUCGACCCGUCCUUCGGCUAUUCCGGGCCGUACGGCGGCAUUGGUGGUGACGGCGCGCCCGGCCCGCACUACCUGCCCGAGCCCAACUACCUGGACCGGGGUGCCGCGGCUGCCGCCGCCGGUGCCUCCGUGGGGUUCUACCCCGGCAACGAGGGCAACGUCCCCAUCUUCCUUCCCGACGAAGCAGCAGGCUCGUACCCGUACCGGGAGGGGCUGCAGGCGGAGGAGUGCGGCAUCUCGCACGGCUGCGAGAACGGCCGCUGCGUUCGAGUCCCCGAGGGCUUCACGUGCGACUGCUACGUGGGAUACAAGCUCGACAACCUCAGCGUCGUCUGCGUCGACAUCGACGAGUGCGAGGAGGAGCCCGCGCCCUGCGCCAACGGCCGCUGCCUCAACGCGGACGGCUCCUUCCGGUGCACGUGCGACGCCGGCUUCAUCGCGUCACAGCGGGGCAGCCAGUGCCUGCCCAUCCCGUGGGCCCUGCUGCCCGGCCGCUAGUGCCCGACGGCUCUCUCUGUCUCUCUCACGCACGCACGCACACACGCGCAGCCAAAUGGGGUUUCCGGCGCCACCUCUGCUGGGAGCCGCCCGCAGCCGCCGCCGCCCACGGGGUAUACGACGGAUGGUUCCGAACGGAAGCAAAAUCCGCUGGGGUUUUUUUUUGUUUCCAGCCGGCUCGUCCACGGGGUUGCGGGAGGUGGAGGGGGGGGGGGGACGGCUGGUUAAUGUUGGGAUGUGGCUCUGCCCUGCGCGCUUGCGAGGUCCGUACCGCGGGUCGUUGGGCUCGAUGUCCUGACGUUUCACUCCCACGCGGCGGGAGCUACCUUCAGGAAAUAAGUCCAUCCUCCUGCGGAAGCUGGGACCACGCGUUCUGUGUUGGCUGAGCUGGCAGAUUCUUCGGUGACCGAACUGAAUCGGUGGAAACGGACUUUGUUCGCUUUUAUCGAUUCCAUUGAUAGAUGGCCAUUACCCGUCUCUCCUGAAACUGAAUUGAUUCGGUGGAAUGUCAUUGAUUCACUUGAAUUGAGUCGGUGUGAACUGACACUUCAUUUGAAUUGAUUCGGUUGAAUUUCAUCUGUUGCAUUAGUUCGGCUGAGUUGAUUCGAUCGCAUUGGGGGUUGAUUCUGUCAAGUCUAUCCAGUCGAAUGCAUUCAGUCGAGUCGAAGCGGGCCCCAUUCCCGAAAGAAGCUCCCAGCACGUGGGUGCGAAACGUCGGACGUCGCAGCGAACUACGCGCGGCGCAACCGGAAAAUCACAACGGCGAGCUAUGCAGCAGCAGCGACCACGAAACCCUACGCAAUGUUGGUUUUGUAACCUUGGUACAGUAUAUGGGUGUGUGUGUGUGUGUAUAGUCGAAUACUUUUUGAAGGAACAAACCCUUUUAUUUGAAUGAAAUGCCAAGACUGCAUCCCUAUGAAUUAUUAUUGUUGAUGUUGUUAUUGCAAUCGUAUUACUCCCAAACACGACAUAAACCACGCUGCUGCCUGCUGUUUGUAUAGUUAUCAAGUGCGGUAUUUGAAGAUUUAAAUAAAACACAAGCAAGUUAAUACGUUUCAGAUAUAUAUUAAAUAAAUGCAUUAUUAUUAUAUAUUUUUUCGCAGAUGUUGUCGAACAGGGAGCGCGAUGAGAUCCUGUGUGUUUGUGUGUUUUGCUUCGCAAGUCCUUUAUUCGGUGGCGAGAUGUUCACUACCUCGCCUGGUAUACAGGAGGUCCGUGGGUUCAAUCCCGACCCUGACGCCUGCU
Petromyzon marinus (sea lamprey) is the source of this 7864-nucleotide messenger RNA. RefSeq names its product latent-transforming growth factor beta-binding protein 1-like. The record is from RefSeq and is a predicted model, not a curated record. NCBI's taxonomy places the organism in Eukaryota, Metazoa, Chordata, Hyperoartia, Petromyzontiformes, Petromyzontidae. Gene Ontology annotation, molecular function: calcium ion binding.